AAUUAGAAUUCUAUGCACUCUUGGGUCAUCAUAACAUCACUCAUAAAGGCACCAAAGACACUCUGCUCUCUCAAACUCUUGAUCACUCCAAAAACAAAACUACAGAACCAAAGCAGAAACCACUUCAACUCGGUUUAUUAUUCCAAACCCCACAUGUCUUUUUCCUUCUACACGUGAUCCCGAAGCCAAUACCGGUCUCAAAUAAAUCCCUCCUCAAACCCCCAACUCCUCAAACCACGAAAAACCUCAACCAUGUUUGCUUCCCCAGCACUGCCAAUAAUCCUGGUGGCCAUGCUACACCUGACUCUAAGUAACAUCGCCGCCACCUCAUACCCUGACUUUCAACUCUUGAACGCGAAACAAACUCUCAUUGAGACAAAAAGGCUGAGGCCUCUCGAAACAUCUGAAUAUCACAAACUUCCCAACGUUAGUGAAAGUGAUCAAGGGAACUGGAAGCUGAAACUUGUCCAUAGGGACAGGUUAUCUUCAAACAAUACGAACGCUGUCCACGACCAUAGCCGCCGUUUUCAUGCACGCAUGCAAAGGGACGUGAAAAGGGUGGCAAGUCUCCUUCUCCGCUUCUCUGGAGGCGGAAGCCACGACGGUGAGGCUGUUUAUGAAUUGAACGAUUUUGGUUCAGAUGUCGUUUCAGGAAUGGACCAAGGAAGUGGAGAGUACUUUGUGAGAAUAGGGGUUGGCAGCCCUCCAAGAAAUCAAUAUAUGGUUAUUGAUUCAGGCAGUGAUAUUGUUUGGGUCCAGUGUCAGCCUUGUGACGAAUGUUAUAGACAAUCCGACCCGGUUUUUGAUCCGGCUGAUUCUGCUACUUACGCUGGCGUCUCUUGUAGCUCUUCUGUUUGUUACCGGAUAGAGAAUCCGGGUUGCCAUGCGGGUCGGUGUCGUUAUGAAGUCAUGUAUGGUGAUGGGUCUUAUACAAAAGGGACGCUUGCGUUCGAAACACUUACUUUUGGUCGAACCGUGGUUAAAAAUGUGGCUAUUGGAUGUGGGCAUAUUAACCGGGGCAUGUUCAUUGGGGCAGCCGGGUUGCUGGGCCUUGGAGGUGGAUCCAUGUCACUUGUGGGUCAACUCGGUGGUCAAACUGGGGGUGCAUUUAGUUACUGUUUAGUGAGUCGGGGCACUGAUGCAUCCGGGUCAUUGGUAUUUGGGCGCGGAGCAAUGCCCGUGGGUGCUGCAUGGAUCCCUUUGCUACGUAACCCACAGGCCCCGAGUUUUUACUAUGUUGGGCUUUCGGGUCUUGGAGUAGGGGGCAUUCGGGUGCCCGUAUCCGAAGACAUUUUUCAGCUUACUGAAUUGGGGAAUGGAGGAGUGGUUAUGGACACUGGCACCGCCGUGACAAGGUUCCCAACCUUGGCUUAUAAUGCCUUGCGCGACGCCUUUAUUGCACAAACGGCUAACCUCCCCCGGGCCUCCGGAGUAUCCAUAUUUGAUACUUGUUAUAACUUAUCGGAAUUUGUCUCAGUUCGGGUUCCAACGAUGUCAUUUUAUUUUUCUGGCGGGCCAAUCCUGACCCUACCCGCAAGUAACUUUCUUAUUCCUGUUGAUGAUGUGGGAACAUUUUGUUUUGCAUUUGCUGCCUCGGCUUCAGGACUUUCAAUAAUAGGGAACAUCCAGCAAGAGGGGAUCCAAAUUUCCUUUGAUGGAGCCAAUGGGUUCGUGGGGUUUGGCCCCAAUGUUUGCUAAGCUGAUGAUGUAAAGAAAUAGUGACUUUUGUUAGGAGUUAAGUUGAUUGAAAUUGAAAUCAAUUUUAAAAUUGAAAGUUUGGAAUUCGAACUUUAA
This is a messenger RNA of Durio zibethinus, 1794 nucleotides long. NCBI's taxonomy places the organism in Eukaryota, Viridiplantae, Streptophyta, Magnoliopsida, Malvales, Malvaceae. The record is from RefSeq and is a predicted model, not a curated record.